AUGGAGAAACUCCUCUCUGCAGCAAUUACAUAUCUCAUGGUCUUGAAAUUAGAACCCUGGGACAUGUUACACUUCAGGGAGCAACAUGGGAAAGCGGUGACAAUAGGAGCAACUGGGUGGAAGCUAGAAAUCUCCCUCGAUGAGUUGAAAAGCUCGAUAUUUGGGUGCGCAAUUCUCCUCGACCAUGGAGGACACUUUUGGUCCAUAAUUUGUCACACACUACAGAAUUGGAGAAAUCCAGAGUGGAAGCCUCUAUCCGGGACCGACGGCUUGCGAGUUGGCAGCAAAACUCAAAAAGGACUACUGCAUCUAUGUCCUGUCCUUUAUAGGAAUACUUUCUCUUUGAUUCCAUUCUGCAUGCUGGAAAUGACGACACCUGGUCAAAUAAUGAUUUGGCAGGCGGAGAACCCGGUGACCCAGUACACGCUCCACUGA
Messenger RNA from Penicillium samsonianum, 435 nucleotides. RefSeq lists its product as uncharacterized. Lineage: Eukaryota; Fungi; Ascomycota; Eurotiomycetes; Eurotiales; Aspergillaceae. The record is from RefSeq and is a predicted model, not a curated record. The transcript is spliced from 2 exons. The coding region runs from base 1 to 435 and encodes 144 amino acids.